This is a messenger RNA of Diachasma alloeum, 977 nucleotides long. RefSeq names its product ras-related protein Rab-34 (gene RabX5). The transcript has 7 exons. Bases 157 to 963 code for a protein of 268 amino acids. Gene Ontology annotation, molecular function: GTP binding; GTPase activity. The record is from RefSeq and is a predicted model, not a curated record. Lineage: Eukaryota; Metazoa; Arthropoda; Insecta; Hymenoptera; Braconidae.
GUUCACGUCCACUUGAUUGUUGAAUUACGAAAAAAUAACUAAAAUUGUGGAAAUAAAGUUGAGAUUUUUGUUUUAUUUUUGAUAAGGCCAUUGGACGAUCUUUUCAAAAUUGAGGGCCAGGAAUUUUGGGACAAUUCACUCGUUCUGGGUAAAAUAAUGCUGGAGACGCGAUCGGCUGUUUAUAAAAUGCUGAAGCCAGUGGCUAAUGAAGAAAGAAGAAUUGUAAAUUGGCCUCCCCCGUUUUCCAGUUCCAUAACACCUUAUAAGCAGCGAGAAUUUAAUAAUCUAGUGCGUCAGGCGUGCUCAUCAGCGGCAACAGUCCCAAGAAUAGCUAAAGUAAUUGUUCUGGGUGAUGUAGCAGUCGGAAAAACGUCUCUGGUGAAUCGCUUCUGUCACAAAAAAUUCGAUAACAACUACAAAGCAACGAUCGGAGUGGACUUUGAAGUCGAGCGAUUUGACAUUCUUGGAGUCCCCUUCAAUUUACAAAUAUGGGAUACAGCGGGUCAAGAGCGAUUCAAGUGUAUCGCAGCAUCUUAUUACAGGGGUGCCAACGUGAUAAUGAUUGUCUUCGAUCUCGGGAGUUUAUUCACCCUUUCCCACUCUAAACAGUGGCUCGAGGAGGCGAUGAAGAGCAAUACUGGACCGUGUCACGUGUUCUUGGUGGGAACAAAGAGAGAUUUGCUGUCGAAUCAAGUUUACGAGAUAAUCGAGAGACGCGCAGUAGCAGUGGCCGAGGCAAUGACGGCCGAGUACUGGGCGGUAUCGGCCAAGACUGGUGAUGGUGUUCCUGAACUAUUCUCUCGCAUUGCUGCACUGUCGUUUGAAGCAACUGUCUUGAGGGAAAUGAAAUCCUCGAGGAGUGAACAUGUGACUCUUGGGUCAGACCUCAUAAGUCUUAAGAAGCAUCAAGACGUGGAGAAGAAGGAGAAGAGGCUUACAAAAUGGUUGAGAUGCACCUCCUAAUCAAGCAUUGAAUC